Messenger RNA from Trypanosoma grayi, 1062 nucleotides. RefSeq lists its product as hypothetical. The transcript has a single exon. The annotation marks the transcript as partial. The record is from RefSeq and is a predicted model, not a curated record. Lineage: Eukaryota; Euglenozoa; Kinetoplastea; Trypanosomatida; Trypanosomatidae.
AUGAGGACGAGUGCAAUUCAGCCCCGGGGGAGUGUUGUCCUCCUUCUGCUCGUCCUUGCGGUGCGGCUAACGGCACCUGUGUUCGCCGGGACCUCAUACGCGGUCUUUACCUUCAAUAUGAUACCUGGACAGCCGUACAUGAACACCGCGUCGGAACGCUGUGCGGCGGCUGGCAUGCAUCUCGCGAUACCGAACACACUCGCCAAAGCAACCGCUAUGGAGGAAUUCCUGGCGAAGUGCAACACCACUUCAGACGUUGUGUUUGGAGCAAAUGGAAUGCGAUGCAGUACAAGUAUACCGCUCCUCUAUUUUUCACCUACAAUGGACAGAACUACAUACCCUUUCUUCAAAAGCGACGAUCAGUGCUACUCAUUGGUUGGUACCUUCGGCCAUAAAAAAGUCUGCAGUGUGGAGAAUCCCGAGUUAGGUAAACCAUUCUAUCGCUUUGACGCUACACCUUACACUCAGAUGAACUGCACUGGACCGCUGUGGGUCGAUUAUGAUCCGGUACUGCGGUAUAGGUACACGCGGCCCAGAUUUUACUACUACUCCCAGGUGGCGUGGAAUCUCGUGAGGCUCCCCAACGGUGAUGUGACCACCACCUGGAAGGGAGUAUGCAGUUCUCAGGAGUGGAAAAACCAACCUGGAGACGCCCAAAAUUGCCCGAUCCCUGACCAUGUCAUGUGUGAAUCUGAGACGUCUGCGAUAUUUUCUGGUGCCAAAUGCUUCGUCGGUGAGGAGCGCACAGAGACUGAAGUAAGGGAUGACUUAUGGAUGAUAAUCGCCGCAGUCUCUUCCGUUGUGCCGCUCGUCAUCUUGAUUGGGGUGUUGACAAUUUUGUGCUUUCAAGCACAGAAGGCCGGAGUUAUACGAGUGCGCAGUGGGUCCCUGUACAGUGGCAGUGAUCUCGGUUCACAGAGGGGGAUGGUUGUCCCGGGAAGUGCGAAGCGCCGCGUGGGAGCAAGCAUACCUCGACAAGGAAGCUUUAACUCCUACAGUUCUGGCGUGUCACGCCAAGGGAGUUUCACCUACAACGGUGCCAAUAUGGUUCCUCAGGGGGGG